AUGGCGAUUGAGCAAAUUUUCGAGGCACUACCAGUUCACUACUUACAGCAUGUUAUAUCAAAAUUCGGUGCUGGAAACGUCACCCUGGCGGUUUUUGCGAUAGCCACACUCGGUAUUCUCACAGACUAUGCCUGGAUGCUGUACAUGAGAUCGAAGAUGCCCCCUGGGCCCUUCCCAUACCCUAUCGUUGGGAACACAUUCCAACUACCCGACAACAAACCAUGGAUAUAUUUUGAAGAGCUGUCCAAGAAAUUGAAUACACCUCUUAUCACGUAUUGGAUAGGGCGAAAUCCAACUGUAUGGAUUAAUGACGCAUGGACAGCGAAUGAGCUUCUUGAGAAGAGAGCAGGCAUAUACUGCUCGCGACCACGCAUGUUGGUCUUUGCAGAGCUGGGCUCUGGCCAGAAUAACCUCGUCAAUCUAAUCACUACAACCCCGGCUCAACGUGAACGGUUUCGGAUGCUGCGUAAGCUGACACAUCAGGGCGUUGGCAUUCAGCAGGUAAAGAAAUAUCGUAGCUUUCAAGAUGACGAAAGCAGAGUCGUUGCUCUUGACUUGCUCCGCACCCCCGAGAAAUACGUGGCGCACUUUGAGCGAUACGCAACGAGUGUGGUGUCAAUCAUUGGCUUUGGGAGGCGAGUUUCCAGUCCAGAGGAUCCCAUCAUCACGGAAGUAAUCGCAUUAAUGCAUCGCGCCGCCGAUCUCAACGUGCCUGGCAAGACUUUUCCAAUGUUGAUGGAGACAUUCCCUGCAUUAGCUCGUGUGCCGACGGAGUAUGCACCCUGGAAACACGGAAUGGGGUCAAAAAAAAAGUCCCAUCGUGGUCAUGACUUCUUUUAUUCGUUGGCAAGCGAAGCCAAUGAGAAGCCAGGUCAUGAUGACUGCUACGUAAAGAUGCUAUUUAGGGAGCAAGAAAAGUACGGGCUAAGGAAAGAAGAGAUAUCUUCCUUGGCUGGCAACUUGUUUGGUGCAGGUUCGGAUACUUCGAGUAGCACUCUCAUUACAGCGGUACUUGCGAUGCGCGCUUUCCCGGAAACUCUUGAAGCAGCCAGGCAAGAGUUGAAUAGUGUGGUAGGACCAGACCGAAGCCCGUCGUUUGAGGAUGAAGCAAAUCUACCAUAUGUACGCGCUUUUGUCAAAGAAGUGUUCCGUUGGCGUUCUGUAGCCAUUAUUGGUGGGCAACCUCAUGCACCAGUGCAAGAUGACUACUACAAGGGUUAUUUGAUUCCAAAGUCGACUUGGGUGCAGGGCAAUGUAUGGGCAAUACAUCAUAAUGAACGCGAGUUUCCGGACCCGGAUCGGUUUAACCCGAAUCGGUUUCUGAAAGGCCAUCCAGACUCACGGCCUUUCCCUGGCGAACGUGGAUACAUGACUUUCGGCUGGGGACGACGGGUGUGCUCAGGACAGGCGCUUGCCGAACAGGGAACAUGGCUGACAGUUGCGCGACUGAUCUGGGGCUUCAAGAUCGAACCAGCGCUAGACGAAAGUGGAAUACCUGUUCCCGUCGACAUAUUCGACUAUACCAACGGCCUGAACAUGCGUCCAAAUAUCUUCAAAGUAAGCAUCAAACCACGAAGCGAUAGGAUCAGAGAAACCAUUGAAAGGGAAGGAGAACAAGCGCUUGCAGAUCUUAGGCCAUAUGAGGGAGAGACCAAGUACCGUAUGAGUACGUUCUAUCGGAAAUGA
Bipolaris oryzae ATCC 44560 is the source of this 1686-nucleotide messenger RNA. RefSeq lists its product as uncharacterized. The record is from RefSeq and is a predicted model, not a curated record. Lineage: Eukaryota; Fungi; Ascomycota; Dothideomycetes; Pleosporales; Pleosporaceae. Gene Ontology annotation, molecular function: heme binding; iron ion binding; oxidoreductase activity, acting on paired donors, with incorporation or reduction of molecular oxygen. The transcript is spliced from 3 exons. The coding region runs from base 1 to 1686 and encodes 561 amino acids.